AUGUACCACUUCGCUGCUCAGAAUUCAGUUUCCCAGGUUCUAGAGUUGUGUGUGUACCCAACGUGGCACCACUCCCGACACCCGCCCCUAGAAGAAUUCCGACAAGCAUCUGGGGGCUCAUCCGUGCGACACAAGCUGGCGAAACUGUGUUUCGGUUCAUCGGCGCUGCCCUACAUCACGAGGAAGAUUGGACGCGCCGCUGUGGUGAAGCAGAUUCAGAAUAUUCCGAGAUUGGGCACGAUCAGUUCCAAUCAGUCAAGAUGGACCACCACCCAUUAUGGCGAUCUCAAUGUUCUUCGUCUUCGCUAUUCCGGGCAAGGGAUCGACUUUGGCCCACCCGACGACGCGCUACAGGCAUACCUACGCAAGAUCGAAGUUCGAGCGCCUGGAUUGCUUGACCAGGGCGACCGUCAACCCUCACUCAAGGCCAACCGCUAA
Messenger RNA from Phytophthora nicotianae INRA-310, 438 nucleotides. RefSeq lists its product as hypothetical. Lineage: Eukaryota; Oomycota; Peronosporomycetes; Peronosporales; Peronosporaceae. The record is from RefSeq and is a predicted model, not a curated record. The coding region runs from base 1 to 438 and encodes 145 amino acids. The transcript is spliced from 5 exons.